AUGGAUUCAGGCUUUCCCAAAUAGCAAUGAUCCAUGUAAGAGAGUUUCAAGCGAGUGACUCGGACGUUGUUCUUCACUUAUUGGAUUUGAAAGAUAUCAUAAAUAGUUCUUCUUUUUCAGAAAAAGUGUUUCAACUUUCUGAAAGUGGUGACUUUUUGGGACUGGUAGCAGAGGCAAACCAAAGUGGAAAACAUCAGGUGGUUGGUUGUGCGUUUCUUCGUUUAUUGGAAACUAUUUCGAGAGGUCUUCACUGUCAGAUUGAGGAGUUGGCCAUCGACAAGGCUUGGUUACAUCAAGGUGUUGGCAAAAGUCUCAUGGAAACAGCCACUUCUUGGGCAAAGGAACGUGGUGUUGGUGACAUCUAUGUAGAUAGUCCAUAUGCAAGUAUAGCAGUGAAGGAAGGAAUAGAUUCUGUUUUUGUACGUGACGAAGUUUUGGAAGUGGCUCAACAGUACGAAGCUGAGAAAGAAGAGUUACAAGAGUCCUUGAAGAAGCAAUACAACACUACCAUAAGCAAAUUGGAAAAAGAAUAUGAAGCAAAGAAACAGCAGCAAGAUGAGACUAUUCAUAACUUGCAAACACAGUUGGAAGAUGCCACUCAGUAUUUGGAAGAGCAACAGGCUGAAGAAAAUGAACUUCUCAAUAUUGAUCCUUCUUCUCCGAGGAACCACACUGGACCUUAUCCAAGAGGUCGAGGUUUUUGGGGAACCUUGUGUUUUCCUAUACGUAAAACUUGUGGACCUGGCUCUUGUUUACGACUUCCAUCAGGACCUGCCUCUGUUCGAGGAAGUACAGAUAGGUCCAAUUAAUUAGUCGAUGAUAGUUGCUUUGAUAUUGUUCUUUGGAAAUAAUAAAACACGACCCAAGAUCAUUGGACACUCUUCAAAGGAGACAGCAAAUUCCCUU
This is a messenger RNA of Galdieria sulphuraria, 906 nucleotides long. RefSeq lists its product as uncharacterized. Gene Ontology annotation, molecular function: acyltransferase activity, transferring groups other than amino-acyl groups. The transcript has 2 exons. NCBI's taxonomy places the organism in Eukaryota, Rhodophyta, Bangiophyceae, Galdieriales, Galdieriaceae. The record is from RefSeq and is a predicted model, not a curated record. Bases 27 to 809 code for a protein of 260 amino acids.